Molecule: messenger RNA, 1783 nt
Organism: Andrographis paniculata
Lineage: Eukaryota; Viridiplantae; Streptophyta; Magnoliopsida; Lamiales; Acanthaceae
Product: protein trichome birefringence-like 25
Exons: 3
Coding region: 303-1619 (438 amino acids)
Cellular component (GO): Golgi apparatus
Molecular function (GO): O-acetyltransferase activity
Source: RefSeq, a predicted model, not a curated record
AAUUGAAAUAAAUUAAUGAAAACACAUUUUCAAUAUACACAAGGAGCGGUCGAGGGUGCCGCCGGGCCGCCGCCGGAAAAGUCGUGGUUUGGUUGUUGGCUUUGUUGCAGACAAAAACGAUGGCGGCGCGUCUAUCUCAAGUAAAUUGGGAACGAACGACGAUUAGUGCGGUGCGAGUUGUUGUGACGUGACAUCAUCGUGUGACUUCAUCGCCUGCGCAAACUAAAGCUGUUCCAUUAAUGUAAUCUUCCUCCAUUAAUGGCGGUGCAGAACAGAUCAACGACUGCAGAUGGAAUGAAUGGAUGAAUGUAUCCGCACGUCACUCUCUGCGCUACCAGACAAAUCCACCUCUUCAACAAUCAACUCCCCGCCUUCAUUACGGCAACAACAGUAAUCGUAAUAACGAGGAACCUCCAGCAGCAGGAUUGAACAUCACCGACAGCCAGACCUUGAUCCCAUCCCCACCGCCGCCACCACCGCCGCCGCCGCCGCCAACCAACGAUGAUAGCCGAAAUGUUUCUGCAAAAAAAUGUGACUUAUUUAAGGGAGACUGGAUACCCGACCCGGACGGCCCACUGUACACGAACUUCACGUGCGAUGUGAUCGACGGUCCUCAGAACUGCAUCCGAAAUGGACGGCCGGAUUUGCAUUACAUUUACUGGAGAUGGAAACCGCGGGACUGUGAUCUGCCGAGAUUCGACCCAAUCAAGUUCCUCAAAAUGAUGCGCCACAAAUCCCUAGCCUUCGCCGGCGAUUCGAUAAUGCGCAACCAUGUCCAAUCCCUGCUCUGCAUGCUGUCUCAGAUCGAACAGCCCGUCGACGUCUACCACGACGAGCAAUACAAGAACAGAAGAUGGAAUUUCCCGACGUACAGCUUCAACGUGUCGCUGCUCUGGUCGCCGUUCCUCACGAAGGCAGUCACGUUCGAGGACGACAACGGCGCGGCGACGGCGCCGGACAUGAUCAGAAUACAUUUGGAUGUGACGGACGACGUGUGGGCGGAGCAAUACGAGGAUCACGAUUACGUCGUGAUCGCCGGCGGGAAGUGGUUUCUGAAAUCGGCGCUGUAUUACGUGAACAGGACGUUGAUCGGAUGCCAUAACUGCCACAAUCCGAACAUCACGCAGUUAGGGUUCCGGUACGCGUACAGGAAGGCGCUGAACACGACGCUGAGAUUCAUCGUGGAGAAGGCGAGGGGGAGGGCGAGGACGGUGGCGGUGUUCCGGAGCUUGGCGCCGGACCAUUUUGAGAACGGGGAGUGGAACACGGGGGGUUAUUGUAACAGGACGAGGCCGUUUAAGACGGGGGAGGUGGAGAUCAACGAGACGGACCAGGUGAUGCGGAGGGCGGAGCUGGAGGAGUUCGAGAGGGCUAGGGCGGCGGCAGCGGCAGCGGAGGAGACGGUGAAGCUGAAGCUGUUUGACGUGACGUAUAUGUCGCUGCUGAGGCCGGACGGGCAUCCCGGAGCGUACCGGCGGGAGCCGCCGUACGAUCCGGCGACGGAGGAUUCGAUCAAUGACUGCUUGCAUUGGUGCUUGCCGGGGCCGAUAGACUCGUGGAAUGAGCUUUUGGUGAUGGAGAUCUUGCUGCAGGGUACCUCUGGUGACGAUGAAUAUUGAUUACGAUGACAAUUGUUGGUGCGAAAAUAGAAAAACAGGACAACUUCUCAUAAACAAUUUUUAUUUUUCACAAUAAUAUCAAAUACAUUAUAUUUUUAUUGCAUAAUUUUUUUAAUCAUAAUUGAUAAGCUCUCUUGAUUUAAACUUACAUAUUCUCGUAAAAU